Molecule: messenger RNA, 5657 nt
Organism: Mya arenaria
Lineage: Eukaryota; Metazoa; Mollusca; Bivalvia; Myida; Myidae
Product: calcium-activated chloride channel regulator 4-like
Exons: 14
Coding region: 139-3150 (1003 amino acids)
Source: RefSeq, a predicted model, not a curated record
CAGUUGGUGGUAUUCAUGCAAAAUAUAACACACUUGCGUCCUUAAGUUGGACAUAAGUUGGACAUUCCGACAGCCUUUUAAUACCAGGAUAUUAAGCAAUCACUUAAAAGUUUGAUUAAAAAGGUCGAUGUUAAAAAAAUGAUUCUUGUUAUCUUUCUAACCGUUUUCAGUUUUACAUCAGCUAUUAUCUUGAAAGAUAACGGCUACGAGGAUGUAAAUAUUGUUAUACAAGAUUCCGUGGAGCAGAACUGGACAUUAAUUGAACGAAUAAAGAAUGUUUUCACAAACGCUUCACAACAUCUGUUUGAAGCAACAGAGAAUCGGGUAUAUUAUAGAAAAAUAAACAUCAUUGUGCCGAAAACAUGGACCGUCACAUCAGAAACCAGUUUCAAAGUGCCAUCGUUGACUUUAACAGGCUAUGUCACGGUAGAGGACGGCAAUUUACAAUCACCAUAUGUUAAGCAACAGGAAUGUGGCAAAGAGGGACAGUAUAUGUAUUUGACGCCGUCGUUCCUGCUGACAACUGGACCUACGAAAUGGGGAAAUCACGAAUCUGUAAUUGUCCAUGAAUGGGGCCACCUAAGAUGGGGAUUGUAUGAUGAAUACGGGCUACAAAGCAAGUUUUACCAGCAUGCUGGAACAUGGGAACCAGUUCGAUGCACUGAAAAGGUCAAAGGAUUGAUUGGUGUUGGUGAGAGAUGUGAUGGUUGGUCGAGCAAACAAUUAUGUGACAUCCACAACACUCGACAAAAUAUGAAUGAAGAUUGCAGGUUUUGUCCGAGCACCUCACAGAGCGCCAACACAUCUAUCAUGAGUUAUCAGUUCGUUCCUUCGUUAACCCUGUUUUGCGACAAAGACGACCCGGCAACUCCAGAAUGGAAACGGCAUAACCGACUGGCUCCGAAUAUGCAGAAUGAGAUGUGUGGAGGGAAAAGUGCCUGGGAGGUUAUGCGUGAACACGAAGAUUUUGCAAAUGGGUCGAGUCCAGUUCUACAUGUUAACACUAAUACAACACCGGAGUUUUACAUUAUCCAAGAAUCAGGAGCAAGAAGAGUGUUUGUCCUCGACAUAUCUGGUAGCAUGAGUGGGGUAGGUAUACUUAGUAUGGAUCUUUUCCGAAAGUCGAGGAUCGAAAGCCUACAUGACACAGGUGUGUACAUAGUGCAAGAGGUAUUGAGGAAUGGAAGUUGGCUAGGAAUUGUUUGGUUUAACAGCACAGCAAUGCAGGCAAACGAAAUAGUUAUAAUCACGGAUGAUUCCGUACGAAUGGAACUGAUUCAUAACUUACCGUCCAAAGAGGGUGGCGGUACAUGCAUCGGAUGCGGUAUUAAUUUAGCAAUUGAGAUGCUUGAAGCCAAAUUUAAGUCGGCGAAAGGCUGUGAAAUUAUAUUGAUGUCCGAUGGGGAAGACGGAUAUGAAAACGAAUUUUUAAACGCAUCACAAAGGGCGCGUUCAGUCGGCGUAGUAAUACAUGCAGUGUCCAUAUCUCAAGCGGCAGAUCCAAGGAUGAUAAGUCUGGCAUCGGAUACUGGUGGAAAACACUUCAAUUACUUGGAGGAUCAAAGCGGUAUCAGUUUUGCUGCCGUCUUUUCAGAAGCCGUCUCAGGUGGCAUAACGGAGACGGGAAACCAAGCUGUGACGAUUUUGUCAGAUAGUGCUCGAAUUUCAUCGGACAGACUUCAUUUCGCCUUCAAAAUAGAAACUGGCUUGGGAAAAAGAACAUCGGUCUCCGUUUUAACGCCACUGAAUACAACAUUAAACAUGACCAUAAUCGGAACAGAUUCGUUUUACGAAUAUUCGGCCGUCGGCAAAUAUUUAACUUGGACAAUAAAACAUUUAGGGGCUGGUGAAUACAACGUCACCGUGAUAUCAUCGUAUAACCAUACUUGGGAUUAUAUUGUUAAAUCCUUUCCCUCUGAGCGGCAUCCUAUACUUGUGACAUCAAGAUUGUCGACAACAAAGUUUGACUUCUCUCUUGAAUCAGUUGAUCUACCAGUAUUGUAUGUAGAUGUAACGAAAGGAAAAGCGCCAGUCGUAGGCGCCAUUAUAGAGGCACGUGUUGAAGAGAGUUCCAUUUUAUGCACUUUAUCGCCAAAGAAUAAUGGCCAAGAUCCUGAUUCACUGGAAGGAGAUGGCACCUAUUCCGUGUACUUGUUACCGAAAUGUUUAACAAAUGGGCGACUUAAUAUUCGAGUCACUGUCAAUGGACAGGCGAACGACACCAGCGUCAUUAAAUCAAUUAACGGCGCAUCGGCUAUAGACGCAGGUGAAGAGGAAUCGGAGAUCAUAUCAGAUAGUUUCCAGCGGUUUUCGCUUCCAGAACCGAUCUACGUCGAAAGGUUUUCAACAAAUACAUCGGAUAUAGUUGCCCCAGGGCGAAUAACAGAUGUCAAAAUUUUGGGCAUUGAAACACUAAUGACUUUAAAUGGUGAAAGCAGAAAUUUCACAAUUGCAUGGACAGCAACUGGGAACGAUAUGAACAUUGGACAGGCAUCCUCUUAUGAGAUUCGAUAUGCCGAUGACAUUGACUCAAUAUUUCACAACUUUUCCUCGGCUUAUUUCCUUGACAUCGGCAAUGUAAGCCUAACGCCGAAACAGUCAGGCAUGCUGGAAGCUAUCGUUAUCUCCGUUAACGCAGAGAAAACAUACACAGACACGGCUUAUCUCGGAAUAGUAGCAGUUGAUGAGGCCGGGAAUCAGGGUAAAGUUUCCAACAUAGUGUCUGUCGUUGUGGCCAAAGGAUUCCGUAUGAGCUUCGAGGGGGAAACAAAUAACACGGAAUUUGAAGAUGAAAUCAUUACUUCUCCAGCUACGACUGUGACAACGGAAACUGUGACAGCUACGACUGUGGCGACGGAAACUGUGACAGCUACGACUGUGGCAACGGACACUGUGACAGCUACGACUGUGACAACCGACGCUGUGGCACAAGAUGUAUCCUCAGAACAGCCUUACGUUGAUGAUAGUCAUACAGGGCUUAUUGUAGGCGUUAGCGUCGGGGUUCUUGCUGUAAUGGUUGUUGUUGUUGGUCUCAUACUGUUCAUCGUACUGAGAAAACGAUCCAAACAAUUUACUUACAACGCUAGUCUUAUGGGCCAUUCUACACAACAUGAACGUGCCUUCGUCAACUUCGUGGCAGAGAAUACGUAAAGACUCUCUAUGGUUCAACUGACGCACUGUGCUAUAGAGGACAGUUGAAUUGUAUUUUUAAGCAAAUAAAGUGGCAAUUUAAUAAAAAACAAAAAAGAUACUGAAAACAAAUUAUUGAUAAAACACAUUCUGUGAUAUCGAAUGCAGAGCUACUAAGUAAAGACAUUUUAUACAACUUCUUAACAUCUUACAGGACGAAAUUAUGAAACCAAGCGAAUUCAUGAAUAUUUGAUUUAUUAUUUUAAGAACCAACAUGUUUAUUGUUUUUACAAUUUAUUGACAAUAUUUAUUCUCACUAUUCACUAAAUACAAAUCUAACCGUUCAUGUUCAGGGGCCAUAUUCAUAAAUCAUUUUCGUGAAUAUUUUCAACUUAGUGAAAAUUUCGUUAUUUUUGACAACGAUUAUUUUAUUCAUAAUGAUUCACGUUUCAUAUCAUACAACUGACAUUUGGUGACGAAUCUCAUAUCAUAAAACUGCUCUUCACACAUCAAUAGCGUUCUGACCAUCGUUAAAAUUAACACCUCGGUGUAAUUUAUUAUACCCCCCCCCCCUUCGAAGAAGAAGUGUAUAUUGCUUUGCACAUGUCGGUCGGUCGGUCGGUCGGUCCUUCGGUAGACCAAAUUUUGUCCGAGUGAAAACUCAACAAUCCCUGGACCUAUUGUCUCAUAGGUUGGGCCUGACUAGUAGAUGACCCCUAUUGAUUUUAGGGGUCAUCGGGUCAAAGGUCAAGGUCACAGUGACCUUGAAUGCAAACGCGACAAUUUCUUUACAAAUGGUCAUCUAACUUGACAUGAAGGUUGGGCCUGACCAGUAGAUGACCCCUAUCGAUUUUGAGGGUCAAGGUCACAGUGACCUUUAAUGUGAAAACGUAAACAACGCCUCUACCACUGACAACUCAAUAAUGCCUGGACCUAUGUUCAUCAAACUUGAAAUGGAAGCUUGGCCUGACCAGUAGAUGACCACUUUUGAAUUUAGGGGUCACUGGGUCAAAGGUCACAGUGACCUUGAAUGAUAAAAGGUUGUCCGAGUUAUAACUCGACAAUGCCUGCACCGAUGGCCCUUAAACUUGACUUGAAGGUUGGGCCUGACCAGUAGACGACCCUUUUUGAUUAGGGUGGGUGGGUCGUUAGGCCAAAGGUCAAGGUCAGAGUGACCUAGAAUAAUAAAAGUUUGCCCGAGAGUUAACUCAACAAUACCAGAACGGCCCUCAAACUUGACUUGGCGGUCAGGCCUGACUAGUAGAUGACCCCUAUUGAUUUAAGGGGUCAUCGGGUCAAAGGUCAAGGUCACAGUGACAUUGAACGUAAAGAGCUUGUUUUUGUGAUGAUACCCACGACCCUCAAACUUGACAUUUAGGUUGAGGGUGACCAGUUGAUGAGCCCUAGAUGUUUAGGUCAUAGAGUCAAAGGUCAUGGUCAUAGCUCAUAUUCAUCAUUAAAAGUUCGUUAUAUUUUCAUAUUCCCUGCUGCUUAGAGGAUACGCAUUUUAUCUUCAAAUAUAAGUCAUCAACUGAACAUGAUUAAAAACUUUACCUACUGUCCUCACACUUUGAAUGGCCAAAGUCUUAAAACUGCUUCAAAGGCAUGCAAUGUCAUUGACAAAUCAACAUUCAUUUCGGUCCAUGCAUAUUUCAUUCAAUUGUCCAAAUAAUCCUGCCAACAUGGCGCUAAGUGUGAGUGUGUGUGUGGGGGGGAGGCAUAAUGUUUGACAAACAUUUCUUGUUAAGUACUGAAGUACUCUUGUAAACGUAUAAAUGCUUUAUUUGUAUUGAAUUUUCAAUAUGAGAUAUGUCGAUUUGAGUAUUUUAAAAAUUAGCGUUUCUGCUUUUUUUAUUUCCAAAUUAUAAAUAUGCAAUAUAAAGCAUAUCGAUGUGAACAAGUUUAUAUAGAUCAAAAUGAGUGUUUGUUUCUCAACACCAAAUAACAUUUAGGACUCUUUUUUAAGUCACAAAAGAUAGAGUUGUGUAUCAUAUUUCUCGUAAGGAAACUUCAUUAAACGAGUAAGUUAUAAAAAGUCUGAAUUCAUUCAAAAAUGUCUGCGGAAUAAGACAUUCCCACACCAUAUGGCUGUCUGAGUCAAAAUGUUUAUUAAACAAAAAUCACAUAACCUGGAUACAACACUAUUGUAUAUGUAUGGCUUAUGUCGUUAUUAGGAAGAAUAUCAUAUUGUAUGUGCAUUAUAAAUAGAGGUUCCUAAUUUUCCUUCUCGUUUUUUUAUGUUAUCAAGAUUAUACUUUAUAAUUAAUAAUUUGCAGAAAUUUACUAUUGUUGUUUUUUCCUUGAGUUUGUCUAUUAUGUUAGUUGGUGUGCAUGCCUUUAUUUUCAACAGAGUUUUCCAAUCAUUAAAAAUACUACGGAUUAAAGCAUGGUAUUUAAAACAUAAGACCUUAUAGUCUAGAUAAUUGUUUAAGUCAAUAAACGAUAUUUUCUGUAGCCUUACAAAUGUUUAACAUAUUUAAUACUCUUAUCAUACAAUGCUUUAUAAAAUAAUAUGUUUUCAUAUCUUU